Molecule: messenger RNA, 744 nt
Organism: Penicillium subrubescens
Lineage: Eukaryota; Fungi; Ascomycota; Eurotiomycetes; Eurotiales; Aspergillaceae
Exons: 1
Coding region: 1-744 (247 amino acids)
Biological process (GO): D-serine catabolic process
Molecular function (GO): D-serine ammonia-lyase activity
Source: RefSeq, a predicted model, not a curated record
AUGACGCAUCUCAUCGCGGAGAUCCAGGGUUGCAAAGUCGCGCUGAAUCGGUGGUUACCUCUUCUCCCCAGGGAUAGGGAACUUAUUAUCAGCGUCGGCGCAACGCCACAAGUAUCUUCCUCGCAUAACCUAGUCGAGGAAACCACUUCUUCCCCAGAGGCCGAAGAACUAAAAUCCCUCCUCCGCACCCCGUGUCCCGAAAACGCCGACGUAAAGGUGAAAAUCGAACUUCACGCCGGCAACUACCCCAUCCUAGACAUGCAACAAAUAUCGACCAACGCCCGCGAAAACGCAGGCAAAUUCGAAGACGAAAUCGCCAUGACUGUCCUCGCAGAAGUAUGCAGCGUCUACAACGACAACGAGCGCGAGAAACCCGAAGCUCUCAUCGCGGCCGGAACACUCGCUCUGGGCCGUGAGCCCUGCGCGAAUUAUCCCGGGUGGGGUGUGCUUUCUUCGUGGAGACGGAGGGAAGAUCCUGGUGCGCCGAGGAUGAUUGUUGAUCGGAUUAGCCAGGAACAUGGGAUUGUGGCGUGGGAGACUGGUGGGCAGAGGGGUAUUCCGCUGAAUGUGGGAGAUGUGGUGAGGGUGUUUCCGAAUCAUGCUUGUGUUGCGGCUGCUUUCUUUGGGUGGUAUUUUGUUGUUGAUUCGGAGAGGGAUGGGGAUGGGUCGCAGGUUGUUGAUGUUUGGGUGAGAGGACGGGGGUCGGAUGUUAGUGAUCCGUUUUUGAUGACGAGAUUUCAGUAG